UGCAUCCAAAGCGCGGGGCCAGACGCGCCAAAGGAGUGGAAGGACGACCGCAGCCCGAAGGUCCCCGCAGCGCUCUGCGAGCGCGCCAGCCCCGGCCCGCAGGCGGCGAGUUCCCGAAACAGCAGCGCCGCCGCCGCCGCUCCGCCGAGGCGCUGCGCCCCCCGGGGGGGGAGGCGGAGGAGGCGGGCAGCGGCGGAGGGAGGGGAGCCGGGAAGGGGGGCGCCGCGCUGGGAGGGAGGCAGCGCGCACGGUGCAGCCGGGCCGGGCGGGAGGCAUGGCGGGGCCCCCGGCCCUACCCCCGCCGGAGACGGCGGCGGCCGCCACCACGGCGGCCACUGCCUCGUCGUCCGCCGCUUCUCCGCACUACCAAGAGUGGAUCCUGGACACGAUCGACUCGCUGCGCUCGCGCAAGGCGCGGCCGGACCUGGAGCGCAUCUGCCGGAUGGUGCGGCGGCGGCACGGCCCGGAGCCGGAGCGCACGCGCGCCGAGCUCGAGAAACUGAUCCAGCAGCGCGCCGUGCUCCGGGUCAGCUACAAGGGGAGCAUCUCAUACCGCAACGCGGCGCGCGUCCAGCCUCCCCGGCGCGGAGCCACCCCGCCGGCCCCGCCGCGCGCCCCCCGCGGGGGCCCCGCUGCCACCGCCGCGCCGCCGCCCACGCCCGCCCCGCCGCCGCCGCCUGCGCCCGUCGCCGCCGCCGCCCCGGCCCGGGCGCCCCGCGCGGCCGCCGCCGCCACAGCGCCCCCAUCGCCCGGCCCCGCGCAGCCGGGCCCCCGCGCGCAGCGGGCCGCGCCCCUGGCCACGCCACCGCCCGCGCCAGCUGCUCCACCGGCGGUGGCGCCCCCGGCCGGCCCGCGCCGCGCCCCCCCGCCUGCCGUCGCCGCCCGGGAGCCGCCGCUGCCGCCGCCGCCACAGCCGCCGGCGCCGCCACAGCAGCAGCAGCAGCAGCCGCCGCCGCAGCCACAGCCGCCGCCGGAGGGGGGCGCGGCGCGGGCCGGUGGCCCGGCGCGGCCCGGGAGCGUGCGUGAAGUCGUGCGCUACCUCGGGGGCAGCAGCGGCGCCGUCGGCCGCCUGACCCGCGGCCGCGUACAGGGGCUGCUGGAGGAGGAGGCAGCGGCGCGGGGCCGCCUGGAGCGCACCCGCCUCGGAGCGCUUACACUGCCCCGCGGGGACAGGCCCGGACGGGCACCGCCGACCGCCAGUGCCCGCCCGUCGCGGAACAAGAGAGGUGGAGAAGAGCGAGUGCUUGAAAAAGAAGAGGAAGAAGAAGAUGAUGAUGAUGAAGAUGAUGAUGAUGAUGUGUCGGAGAGCUCAGAAGUGCCGGAUAGUGACCGUCCUGCAGGUGCUCAGCACCAUCAACUUAAUGGUGAGCGGGGCCCUCAGAGUGCCAAGGAGAGAGUCAAGGAGUGGUCACCCUGUGGACCCCACCAGGGCCAGGAUGAAGGUCGGGGACCAGCACCAGGCAGUGGCACCCGCCAGGUGUUCUCCAUGGCAGCCAUGAAUAAGGAAGGGGGAUCAGCCUCUGUUGCCACUGGGCCAGACUCCCCAUCCCCUGUGCCUUUACCCCCAGGAAAACCAGCUCUCCCUGGGGCCGACAGGACCCCUUUUGGCUGUCCUCCUGGGCGCAAAGAGAAACCAGCUGACCCCGUGGAGUGGACAGUGAUGGAUGUAGUGGAAUAUUUCACUGAGGCAGGCUUCCCGGAGCAGGCAACAGCUUUCCAAGAGCAGGAAAUUGACGGCAAGUCUCUGCUGCUAAUGCAGCGUACAGAUGUGCUCACCGGCCUGUCCAUCCGCUUGGGCCCAGCCUUGAAAAUCUACGAGCACCACAUCAAGGUGCUUCAGCAAGGCCACUUUGAAGAUGAUGACCCCGAUGGCUUUCUAGGCUGAACACCCAGCCUCACCCCUACCCCAACCCAUUCUAGCUACCUUCUCACCCAAGAACCCAAGAGUCCAGGAGCUGGAUGAGGGACACCCUCAGCCCUCAUAACAGAUUCCAAGGAGGAGACACUCUUUACUCAUCUCUCCAUUUCAUGUCUCUCUUACACACAUCAACCCCCAGCUCAUCAGUAUGGUGGAGGGACAGUGGCCUGUUCAUUUCACCCCUAGAAGGCCAAUACUUCCAGCCCAGGACAUUUUUGGAAAAAGAGAAAAAAGGAAUAGAGGGGCUUCUCAUUUCCCCAAGAUCCUCUUCAGUUCAGCCAUUUGUUUCCUGUAUAAAUGGUUUUUUUUUUUGCCUGUUUAUUUUGGCGGGUGGCCUUUUCUCCCCCCACACCCAUGCCCUUUUUCCAGGCUACCCUGGAUCCCUAGAGAGUGGCUGGGGUGGGUUACCUGGGCCUUCUCUUCCCUCUUUCUUUCUGUUGGUUGUUGCUCCAGCUGACUAUAUUGCUUUUUAAUAUUGCACCGAAGGUUUUUUAAAUAAAAUUUUAAAAAAAGGAAAAGG
Nycticebus coucang (slow loris) is the source of this 2438-nucleotide messenger RNA. It is a transcript of the gene SAMD1, whose product is annotated as sterile alpha motif domain containing 1. Gene Ontology annotation, molecular function: DNA binding; protein binding. The transcript is spliced from 6 exons. The record is from RefSeq and is a predicted model, not a curated record. The coding region runs from base 275 to 1885 and encodes 536 amino acids. Lineage: Eukaryota; Metazoa; Chordata; Mammalia; Primates; Lorisidae.